UAGUGUACAGGAGUGAACUUUGACCAAACUGAUCUGAUGUCUCGCAUCCACACGGCCGGAUGAGCAGCAGAUUAUUGGCUUAAGUGUUUUUCACCACUCGUGUUCAUGUGCAGAAGAUGACUCGAAGACAUCACCAGAAUCUGAAAAGACCAAACACAGCAGGAAUAUCAGUCAAUAUGAGCUUCAGCAUUGAAGAAAGAGCUCAAGAAAACACACAAGAUUACAGAGUUUACUUUAAAAAUGCAGAAGGAAAAUAUAUAUCACCUUUCCAUGACAUCCCCAUCUACGCAGAUGAGCUUCAGGACAUCUUUCACGCUGUUAUUGAAGUUCCUAGAUGGACAAAUGCCAAAAUGGAGAUUGCCACUAAAGAUCCUCAUCCACUGAAGCAGGACAUAAAGAAAGGAAAUCUAUCUCAUAAGGGCUACAUCUGGAACUAUGGGGUGAUCCCUCAGACGUGGGAAGGUCCAGGAGACAGGGAUGGAGACACCAACUGCUGUGGAGACAAUGAUCCUAUAGACAUCUGUGACAUUGAUCAUAUGGCUCAGUCUGGUGGUUUCUCCAGCUUAUCGUGUUAUAACCCCAACUCUCUAGUCUGCCUAAAAGUUAUUAUAAAUGCAGAAGAGCCAGAGGCCAAAGACUUUCAUGAUAUCCAUGAUGUCCGCAGACUCAAGCCCGGCUAUCUGGAGCCCACACUUGAUUGGUUCAGAAUGUACAAAGUACCGGACGGAAAGCCAGAAAACCAAUUUGUCUUUGAUGGUACAUUGAAAAACAAAGAUUUCACUAUAAAAACAGUUAGAGAAACUCACAGUUUCUGGAAAGCUCUCAUCUCCAAAAAAACUCCUGCUGGAGAAAUCAGCUGCCUGAACACAUGUGUCACAGAAAGCCUGUUCCUCUGUUCCAGUACAGAUGCCAAAGCCAUCGUAGAUUCAGCACAUCCAUACGGCGAUGCAGAGCCGAUACCCAGCUCAGAUGAGAAACAUCUUCAUCAUCAUAACAGCACCUGUAACAGCUGUCAUAUUCACUCCCUAAUGAUAAACAGAUGUUGGAUUAUAAAGUCAUAUCUUACAUUUACUACUAUAUCGUUUGUAGUUUGUUUAUAGUUUCAUCUGCUUAUUUACAAACUAACAUUUCAUUUAAUUUAAUCUGUUUUGUUCUUUUUCUCUUUCUAGUUGAUAUAUGUUUCUAUUACAAACACUCAUAGAAGAUCAGCAGAAGAAACAGAAACAUGUUGUUUUAUUAGAGCACAAAUGAAACCAUCAAUACCUGACAGCGACACACCUCUGUGACAUCUCUCAUAUUAGUUGCUAAUAAACACAAAAAUACAUAAUAA
Misgurnus anguillicaudatus (oriental weatherfish) is the source of this 1330-nucleotide messenger RNA. NCBI's taxonomy places the organism in Eukaryota, Metazoa, Chordata, Actinopteri, Cypriniformes, Cobitidae. The record is from RefSeq and is a predicted model, not a curated record.